Molecule: messenger RNA, 543 nt
Organism: Seminavis robusta
Lineage: Eukaryota; Bacillariophyta; Bacillariophyceae; Naviculales; Naviculaceae
Source: the annotation of a GenBank genome assembly
AUGCCAGAUCCCAUCCACUACUUCAACGACUGCGACUUGGAGCCAGUGAUUGGAGAGGAGAGCUCCAUCGUGAUAGCUGAAAAGUCCGAGUUUGAUUUUGAUGGAUCCUUUGCAUCAGAUGGUGGUGAGAACAAGAAACCUAUGUAUGCGGCAACGUCCUUCUAUUUGGAUGCCUCUGGCCGUUCCCGAAUGUCACUCCCCCUCAAGUUCACCUUGCCAUCCAAAGAGGCACUGGAUGACUUUUUAUCCAAUGAUUGUAUUCAUCCAAUUCCUUCCAAUGUGGGAGAAGAUACUGGCGGAGGAGGUCCCUUUGGUAACCAUGGUGAUUCCAAGACCUCGCUAGGGUUUGAGGUCACCACUGUGGCCAUGCCAGUGGUCGAUCAUCACUUGGAUAACUCUUUGCAUUCCAUUUACUCGGCUGGAUCCCAAGGCUCCGACGACGAGGAAAUGGCAGCACGUCGCAGCAGUCUCACAAAUGCCCACAAACAACAACCAGCAUCGAGCCAUUGUGGAAGGAAUCACGGUGCUAUCUUCUCGCAUUGA